AUGUUUUCAGCAACUUCUUGGGCCAUCGUCAUUCGCGAUGGAUCAGGAAGCGGCCUGGAUAUCAGACCAGUGGAUGAGUGGGAAGAUUCCUCAGGAAGUGGCUGGGAGGAUGGCUCCGGUGAUGAACUGUACGAAACCUGCCCGCCUAACAUGCUCUCCGCUAAGUGUGUACCAAUUUGCGAAGCAGACUGCAACAAUCCACAGGGACCUACAUGUGACGGAAUCAUAUGUGGGGACGAAGAUACUUGUUUCUGUAAGCAGGGAUACGUCCUUGUGUCCGCUGAUGAUCAGUAUCUUGGCUGUACGACACAUUGA
Ostertagia ostertagi is the source of this 315-nucleotide messenger RNA. NCBI's taxonomy places the organism in Eukaryota, Metazoa, Nematoda, Chromadorea, Rhabditida, Trichostrongylidae. The record is from the annotation of a GenBank genome assembly.